Molecule: messenger RNA, 6051 nt
Organism: Aethina tumida (small hive beetle)
Lineage: Eukaryota; Metazoa; Arthropoda; Insecta; Coleoptera; Nitidulidae
Product: serine/threonine-protein kinase MARK2-like
Exons: 13
Coding region: 301-3546 (1081 amino acids)
Biological process (GO): intracellular signal transduction; protein phosphorylation; microtubule cytoskeleton organization
Cellular component (GO): cytoplasm
Molecular function (GO): protein serine/threonine kinase activity; tau-protein kinase activity; ATP binding
Source: RefSeq, a predicted model, not a curated record
AAUUUUCUACGGGCCGCCUGCGAUUAGACGUGCGGACGCGAGAUAGUCGUUUGGAAAAUUGCGACGCGCACUGUUUGUCUCUCGGUUCUCCAGCGGGAUGUUUUAUUGCAGCAUGUAUCGACUUAGCUCGGUUAUCAGGUGAAUACAAUUCAUUAAUAACAGAUAAGAGAUGUCUGAUAAAAGCAGUGUGUUUAAGUGUUUCGUCCUACUUUUUGUGCACUAGUGUCUUACGUACAGCUUUUUGUAAUCGCCUGUAAUAUGGUCCAGUUAUUAAAGGUUAUUAUCUUUACGCAGAUCUAAAUGAUGAGUGAAGACGUUGAAUUACGCAGACGGAGUGAAAACGAACGUACACCAGUGCGAAAUUCUUACAGUUUUGGAAGGGGUGAUUACGUUAUUUCGGAGUUAGAAAGUCGAAGGCAAACCUUUACGGGUCCAAAAUACGCGGAUCGUUACAAAAACGCCUUCAAACAUAGCGUGAAACUGCCCUUAAGUGACACACAACGCCAGAUAAACGAUAAGCUCAAACGUAAGUCCGUAGACAUGCCGGAAAAUCAGAAAUACGCCAUCACAUCGGCGGCGUUUCUCGGCGACAAAGCUAAACCGAACAACGCGGCCAGCAAUGCCACCACCGAUUUGAAUAAGCAGGAAAACGCCCUUAUCGGGUACAAGAAAAUAUCGGAGGGUGUUAGCCAAAACAAAACGAGAACGCCGGGACCAUCUCCAAUUACAUCUCCAGUCACAUCACCUCUAACGUCGCCGAAAACAUCCAGAUGGACCAAAAACGUGUACAACAUCAACCCUGUCGAGACCUCCAACAACAUAUCGCUAAAAUUAAUCAUAGACCAGCCACGCAAAAACUACGACGACGACGACUCCAGAAACCACUUGCAGAACAUCGAAAACAUCAUCAGCAAGAUGGCGGUGGAGGAAAAACAUUCGGAAAACUUGAGAAAAUUCGACGAGAUCGUUCGCAAGGACUCCUUGAAAACCGCCACGCCAGACAUACCAGAUACCAAACAAUCUCAGGACAUUCUGAAAGACAACGACCACAUAUUGCUGCCGAUACAGCACAGCAAAGAAGUGGAGGAUCUCCAAGCCAAAGGGCAAAGCGACGUUGAAAUCAGAGCUCAAGAGGAGGAACCGUUCAGGAGGAACUCCAAAGUGAGACGCACCGUCGAUCUGAAGGAGAAAAGUAAGAAAGCGCCGCCGCCGCAGUUGAGCAGGACAUUGUCGGAUGGACAAGAGAAACAAUUAGUUCGCAAACCGCCCACCACCAAACUUAAUAAUCGCAAGUCCGCUAAGAGUAAUGACAGCACAGUGGAGUCAACAAGAAGUAGCUCAACAAGGAAUAGGCCGAGAGUAGGAGAGGAACCAACAAUUGGGAAAUAUAAAUUACUUAAAACCAUUGGUAAAGGCAACUUUGCCAAAGUAAAAUUAGCCAAACAUGUACCCACUGGAAAGGAAGUCGCCAUUAAGAUCAUCGAUAAAACUCAACUUACCCCAGGGUCACUACAAAAAUUAUUUAGAGAAGUACGGAUAAUGAAAAUGCUGGACCAUCCGAACAUAGUAAAGCUGUUCCAAGUGAUCGAGACCGAAAAGACUUUGUACCUGGUGAUGGAGUACGCUAGCGGCGGUGAGGUGUUCGACUAUCUGGUGCUGCACGGUCGCAUGAGGGAAAAGGAGGCCCGAGCCAAGUUCAGGCAGAUCGUGUCGGCGGUCCAGUACUGUCACCAGAAGCGCAUCAUACAUAGGGACCUGAAGGCUGAAAAUCUGCUGCUUGACAGCGAAAUGAACAUCAAGAUCGCCGACUUUGGCUUCUCGAACGAGUUCACGCCUGGCCAUAAGCUGGACACGUUCUGCGGCAGUCCGCCCUAUGCCGCUCCCGAGCUCUUUCAGGGUAAAAAAUACGAUGGACCGGAGGUGGACGUGUGGUCGCUCGGCGUCAUCCUGUACACCCUUGUGUCCGGCAGCCUGCCCUUCGACGGUUCCACAUUGAGGGAGCUCAGAGAACGGGUGUUGCGGGGCAAAUACCGCAUUCCGUUUUACAUGAGCACCGACUGCGAGAAUCUGCUGAAAAAGUUCCUCGUGCUGACCCCGUCGAAAAGGGCCAGUCUCGAAACUAUCAUGAAAGAUAGAUGGAUGAACCAGGGGUAUGUCGGAUACGAUAAUGACGAACUGAAGCCCUACAUAGAGCCAGAGGCCGACAUGAGCGACCCCAAACGUAUUGAAGCUUUGGUCAGCCUAGGAUUUAAUAAAUAUGACGUUCAAAAUUCGCUAGACUCUGCAAAAUACGAUGACGCCUACGCCACAUACCUCUUAUUAGGAAGGAAAAGUACUGAUCCUGAAAGCGACGGUAGCCGUAGCGGUAGUAGUUUGUCGCUCAGGAACAUGUCCGGACAGCAACAGGCGGGAGCCCCUCAACCAACGGCACAGAGUCCGUCCCAUCGGGGCGUGCACAGAUCAAUCUCGGCCACCCACUCGAAACCGAACAGGCGAGCAUCAAGCGGAGGUGAGACGCUACGCACGACGCAACAACAGACGCCGGCAGCUCAAAGUAACAACCACCAGACGUCUGGUUUUAAGCGUCAGAACACGGUGGACAGCGCCACGAUUAAGGAGAACAGCGCCAGGCACAACUCACGGCCCGCCAGUGCACAGCCUAAAACCGCCACUGAAAACAGUAUACAAGCUACGACUAAAGCUCGUCCUGUAUCUAAGAAUCCACCGUUAUCUUUAGGGCCAGCGGUCGGACGCAGGCAGACGAUUAGCUAUGAGGGUGGCAAAUCGGACAGCACUGAAAAGACGAACCUCACCACUGAACCGCCUAGUUCUGAGAGUGGUGGCACUGGAGACUCGCUGAGGCCCGGAAAGGGUCACGUCAAAUCCGCUUCGGUCAGUAGUAGUGGUCCAGAUCCUACCACUGAUCCCUUACGUACUAGCCGCACAAGCGCAUCACCCGCCGCCACACGACAACAGGCCUUCCCCAGGAACACGUCGCAACGUAGCACCUUCCAUUCGGUGCCGAGUCGACCGCGCCAGACGUACGGCGCCGGUUCGCCGGCGGAUUCGCACACGCGUCCUUCAUUUUUUAGCAAGUUUAGUCUUAAGGGCUUCACCAAAAGAGCAUUAGAAACUGGCCCCCAAGCAAAACAUGGCAACUCACCUUUACCUACCGUAGGGGUUGGAGGAGGAGGUGGCGGCGGCGGCGGUGUCGUCGGCGGUACCCAGAACGAGGACCACAUCAAGCCUCGUUCGCUCCGAUUUACGUGGUCGAUGAAGACGACAUCGUCCCGUGACCCGUCCGAAAUAAUGGCGGAAAUCAAGAAAGUGCUCGACUACAACAACUGUGACUAUGAUCAGCGCGAGCGGUUCCUGCUUCUCUGUGUGCACGGCGACCCCAACACCGACUCGCUCGUCCAAUGGGAGAUCGAAGUGUGCAAGCUGCCAAGAUUAUCGCUCAAUGGAGUGCGCUUCAAAAGGAUUUCAGGUACUAGUAUUGGUUUCAAGAAUAUUGCUAGCAAGAUAGCAAACGAACUGAAGCUGUGACUGCUUGUCAAAGAGCCGGAAGUUUCCAGCGAACCAACGUAAAUAGAGAAAGACGAAAGAAUGUAACAGCCAAGUGGUGUAGCGAUUUCACACUCGAAUGCUUUUAGUAUUCAGAUCAUACAAUCAUCAAACAACCAAAAUGCCCAUAAGCAACAAAACAUAUUCAGUGUGUUACACACUCACAAACUUGUGCGUAGCCGAGGCCAACUGACCAUUUUAUGAAAAUACCAAUUUAUUGUGUAAAUGCAUAUAUUUAUUAAUUGUAUUCCUUAAACUAAAAAACAAAAACAAAUUUAGUUCUUAAGCAGUUAUUAUUAAUUAAGCUUGUGAUAUUAUAUGGGAAUUGAUUAUGAAGAGUUGAGAGUACGAAAUCUCUACACAGUACAUAUUCUACAAUUAACCUAAAAAGAUACUACGAGAUCUCCUAUUUCCCUUUGUUCAACAUCGUUAUAAUUUUUUAUUGAAUGUGGAUUACGUUAUGUGGUACUUUACUAGUGUUAAAAUUAUUUUUAACAAUAAAAACAUAGGAAUAAACUGUAUUAUUUUGUUAUUAUAUGGGUUUUAUAUCAAUAUAUAUAUUUAUUGUAUUUAAAUAUUCUAAUCAUCCAUCUUUUCAUUCUAUGCAGAGACAGUCCAAUCACUGACAUUAUUUUUUCCAUCUUGUAUUAUAGCAAGUUUCACUACUACAAAAACUUUUAUAUAUUCGUCGCUUGUCAUUAGCUGAGGUUUACUUAGUGAUUGUGGAUUCUGUGUAGAAUGAGAUCAUCUUUUUUACAUCAACAGGAUGUUUUCUAAGUAUAAAUAGAAAAUAAUUACCAGUCUGUUUUUUGAUAAAAUAAGCAGACGUAAUCUUAAUAAAAUUUUGAUAAAGUAUUAACAGUUAGUUAAAUCCAUUCCUAUAUGGACUAGACAAUGUAACAUGUGACUGAUUUUUCUAAACUCUACUUGGCAAACACCCUGCUUUUUAAUAAAUACGUAUUUCUGUUUGUAAUUACUUGAACCAAAAGAUUUUCAGUCGUGAAAUUAGGCAGGGAGACAACCUGAUGUGAAACUUGUUCCGUGUAAUGUGUCAAUUUCGUAAAAACAAAACAAAAAAAAUGAAUCAUCUAAUGUGUUGAAAAAAUGUUAAAUAUUGGCCCGUCUCAUUUAAAAAUUUGUGACUAUCGUGUGCUCUCAUUUUCACCGUCAUGUUCAAAUUUAUACCGACGACUUGCACUUUUCUAGUCGUUUGUAUAUAAUUUCAGAUUUGAUUCAAAUACUAUCCUGAAGUCACGAUCAAGGACUUAAUAUGAGUGCUUAUUGCACUUAUUAUUAUUAUUUUCAAAUAUCUGUAAAUAAUGUAUGAAAGUGUGUAUGUAUGAACGAAUGCUAUGAUUAGGAAGUUGUAAUAUUUUUAUUUUACUAUAAAUUCGUGAUCUAAUCAAUAAUGAUGGUAGUUUUCUCUGAGGUUUGCAAUCUAUUUACUGAAGUAAAGUAACUGUGUUGAACGACGUAUAUAUCUUUAUCAAAAUAAAACAAAAUUUAACAACAAAGAGUGAACAGAUUAGUGCGUUACAACAGGACAUCAUUAAAACGUCGUCAGUAUAAGAAGUUGCUUUUAUAAGCGGGAGAAAACUUAAGUGAAUAUUUUAACUCAUAAAAAUUUCUGUUGCAUGUGUUUUCGACAAUUGGUAUUCGGUUUGAGACAAACAUAAAUUGUAUAAAAUAUGAUAAUUUAAAUAAUUCUAUGAUGCAAUCAAAUGUGUUAGGAAUGUUGUGAUGAAUUGUUUUUGUUUAUAACUUAUGUGCGCUGUUUUUAUAUUUUUUAUGAAAAAAAUUCGUUCAAUUGAAACUAACUUGUCGUAAGCAAAUGCAACAUUGUUAUGUUAAUAUUGUCAAAUCUGUUCAUGAGUGUACUUAGAUAAAGAUUUUUCACCCUGUUAUACAGAGUGUGGAAAAUAAAAAUUACAUUCUUUUUUGAAUAUUGUCAUAAUUUUGAUUUUUAACACUGGAUUUUUCUCAGUGCCACUGUGGGUAAAGUCUUAUAUUGUAGUCGUCUUGAUCAAAAAUAUAUAAAUUUAGUUUGCCAAUAACACAUAUAUUUUCUUUAAAUUUUACCACACAAAAAAAUUUCAAAUUAUCAACCUCAGGUUAAUCGAAAAUGGGUGAAAUUUUUAUAUACCCACACGAUAAAAAUGGACUUUACUUCAACCAGCCGGAUUUAAUUUUUCAAUAGAAUAAAUAAGAUGUUCCAAUAUAAUUAUCAUAUUAACUUUGUACAUUGUAUAACUAUUUUUUAUCUGCUAUUCACAGGCAAAUGGAAGAAGUAAAGUGAUGUUUUAAAAAUUUAUAAUAAUGUAGUAUAACAUAAAGAAGUAUAAAUAAUUAAUUGUUAGUCUGACAGCUUAGAUUAGUAAAAAUGCUGUAAAGAGCAAUGUUGCUUUUCUUAAAACAAAUUAUUUCAUGGGGUCGGGCACUUUCUGUUAGUUAAGCUAUUGAACAUUUAUAAUAAAAAAUUAAACUUGA